Molecule: messenger RNA, 6007 nt
Organism: Physella acuta
Lineage: Eukaryota; Metazoa; Mollusca; Gastropoda; Physidae
Product: mucin-4
Cellular component (GO): nucleoplasm
Molecular function (GO): zinc ion binding; ubiquitin protein ligase activity
Source: RefSeq, a predicted model, not a curated record
UUCCCCCGAGGUACCUGUACGAGGAUGAGCAGUGAACGGUGCGUGUAGACUCACGUCAGAGGAUGACAAAAACAUGUCGGAUUAAAAACACGCACCCGGGAUUAGACAGUAUCAUCCUGGAGUCUUGCUGACGACAAUGGCAUCGGUUAAUUCUUUCCGCUUGAAUGCUUUAUCACUCAGAAGUUCCGGUCCAAACAGAAACACCGACCUCACCUCUAUAAACACCUUUACACCGUACAUCUUCUAGACCAAUUUUUUUUUAGUAACACCCUGCGGUCCCUGACUCCAAAAUGGCGACCGGAACUCGUUUGAUGGAGGAGAUUAGUAAUCAAUUCCUCAACUGUAAGAUUUGCCUGGAGAACUUUCAGGAGCCGAAGACGUUGUCCUGCCUGCACACGUUUUGCUGUGAGUGCCUACAGAAACAGUACGAGGAGGAGACCGUGAGCCGGACUUCGAGGUUUUCCAUCUACAACAGAAACGUCACCUGCCCACUGUGCCGGAAAAAAACGGAGCUGCCGACUGGGGGCGUCCGGCGACUUCCGGACAACUUUCUCGUGUCCAGCCUGACGCAAGUAGUAGCUAAACGAAAAAUCUACAAAAUUCCCGCCUGUGAAAUUUGCAUCAAUUCCCGCUCCAAGAACGUGGACGCCUGCAACAAGUGCCUGGACUGCGGCAAGCUGCUCUGUAAGCGUUGUGUUGACCUUCACCUCUCCACCAAGGUCACACAGCAGCACAGCCUCAUAGACAUCGAGGGGGAGAAGGAUAUACAAUGUAAAAGCCACCCCGACGAAAACGUCCGUUUCUACUGCGACCCGUGCGACGCCUGCAUCUGUGUCGUCUGCGCCUUCCAAGAGCACAGGGACCACGAAGUCUGCUCCUUCAGUGACGGCUCCGUCAAGUACCGGUGCAGGCUCGAAUCCCUGCUGGGCUUGUGUAAGGAGCGGGUCGACCAGGUCAGCACCAGGCUACACGUCAUUGACAAGUACGAGACGCAGAUGAAGCACGUCAAGGAGUCGAUACGGGACCUCGCCAUCAGUUACAUAGCGCAGGUACGGGCGAAGGAGAGAGAACUGAUGAAACUGCUGGAAGAAUCUGACGGCGACGACAUCAAAAACCUGGUCAACCAGAAAUCAGCUCUCCAGGAAAAUCUCGACGAGCUCCAGAACACCUGUAACCUGACAGACAUCAUGCUGAAGGACAGGGGCGUGGAGCUUCUGCUGGUGAAGAAGGAGAUGGAGGACAAGAUGGGACGUCUGCUGGAGCCCAUUCUCCCGGACCUGCCUUCAGAUUCCACCUAUGACGUUCAGUUUGUUCCUGGGGUUGUCGCCCUUGGUCGCUUGUCGUUUGGUCUGGAUAAGGGUAAAGAAAAAGAGAACCUCAAAGACGUGGAGAAGGAGAUCUUUUCGAUAGAGAAUUUCUCCAAAGACCCGGAUGUCUUAUCGAACUGCACGCAGACGGAUAAAAGCCGCACGAAGGAAGAGUCGACGUCCAUGCUCUCUGACAUGAAAGAAGCGUGUCAUAUCUCCGUCCAGACGGACCAUCUCGCGGAGGUGUGUCACGCGUUGAGUCAGACUGACCCCAACGUGCGUGUUAUACAACGGACAGAAACCAGGGAGAAGGGGAUAACGGCGCUGAUCCUAGACACAAAAUCAAAAGGCACCAUGACGGAGAGGUCGGAUGUCAGAUCUUUGAAAUGCCAGACUGACCUGGCCGCAGACCAACCACCGGCCACCCUCAGCUCGCCCACCCUCAGCGCUUCUUCCAGCACCUCAGACGUCACCCUCGAGAAAUCCUCCAGCUUUUUCUCGCGGGCGCCGGCUCCCGAUCUGUUGCCUAGCAGCGCGGGUAUGACGCCCAGCAUGUACGCAACAGGAAGGAAGAUCAGAAGUGUGAAAAGCCAGACGGAGUUUGGAGCCAAGGAGAUUGAAGAACUUAUUUCAUUGAAAGAUGCGGCUGUGGUUGUUUCGGCUGAUUUAAAAUCAACUUCCGCUUUGGCUCCGGAAAAUCAUAUACGUAAGACAGAUUUAGCCGAGAAUGAGAAAAAUAUAGUUAAAAUCCCGGAUGAAAAAGGUGGAAAACAAAAUAGCUCAAGCAAGGCAAGAGACGGGCUUGGCGAUAAAAUAACGACGAGGGAUAAAGUAGCUACCACUGAUAGAGAAGUGUCUACCGUAAGCGUCGCAAUGUCGGACCGCGCUACUGGGACUUGUUUAGUCAAAAUGGGAGACGCCGGAUGUCAGGUCACUCCCAGGGUCAACGUCGUCUCCACGAACACACCUUUAGUGCAGAAACACGACCAAGGCUGUCUCGUGGACAUUGUAGCCACAAAACCUACCACGGCGCAAGCGGUACCAGAAAAACCAGCUGUGACGGCAGCUCCUAAAAAGACGUGUGACAAGGCCUCGGACCCGAUAAAAAUUCCAUACUUUUCAAAAGCCACAGAAACGCUGAAAGUUAAAACAUCGUCGUCUUCGACAGAAACAACCUCGGCUGCCCUUGUCGACAAGGAUACAUCUACCUCCCUCACUAAAACCGUGGACCAAUGGACAGAAACACCCGCCGUUCAAAUGAUCAGCACCGGCGUGACCUCCCCCGUCCCCGCCACCCUCGACGUCGGGGUGGCCACGAACGUCGUCCUCACAGACGAGCAGGCCACCAGCACCGACGUCAGAGCAUACCGCGACAGCCACACGGAAACAGUCCUCGUCGUUUGCGACAGCGAGACCCUCACAGACGCCAAGCUCUUCGCCGACGCCCAAACCGCAGUGGAUGACGACCGGCGGAGCGAGUCCUUAGACCCGGUUGAUACCACCCAGCGCCGCCCGGGUCUGCAGCUAAAGCAACAAGACAGUAGUAAACAGAAGGCGAUGUGUGUCUCCUGUGGCGUCCGCGCCAAAGACGAGAAUACAAAAUCACCUCAGCACAAGCUACCAGCACCUGCCGGCGCUCACCACACCAAAGAGGACACGGCGCAGCAUCCCAUCAACACACAAGACGUGGGGACGAUGGCCAUCUCCUGCUUGACCACUCACCUUGAGCUGCAAGAAGCAGGCACGCAAACACUCUCGGAGCUGCUCGACAGGUCUGGCAUCAGCUGUCAGCUUCUAGAAACAGCCAUACAAACCUCCCACCCUCAGCUGUACGACAAAGCUUCGGCCACGUCGCUUGAUCUAGAGCUCGGUUUGCUUGGCAGACAUUUUUGUGACGCGGCCACGUCGACUGAGUCCCUGCCCUACAUCGGCCUGCUGAGUGAGAUCGACGUGGACGAGCUGAUCGUCGUGCCAGAGGCGGCCUUCGAGCUGGUCUCCGACACGGACUCGGAGCCCGACGUCGUCAUGGUGGACGACGAGACGGCGACCGACUUCGUCCAGCUGGUUGAAUCCGGUACCCUGACGGACGACUUCGGUGGGGACAGCAUGACGGAGAGUAACAGCAGCAAAGGGGUGGGGGAGAUUAUACGAUCCCUGGUUCAAGCUGAGGGCGGGGCCUCCCGGGUCGAGAGCAAACACUUGGUGUCUAUCGGGGUCAACACGGCGACCAAGCUCACGUUCGAAAAAGAAACCUGCACGCCGAUCCGGCAUUUGUUCAGCAAGGGCACCAUGACGUUUUACGUUUCCAAAAUGGACAAAUCGACCAGCACGCAGGCGCGGGUGAUGACGGGACACGGUAAGGUCAAGGCCGAGGACAAAGCGACGAUGACGCGCGAGGUUGCGCACAAGAACGCUGGGACUGAAACCUACACGGCAAGCAUGGACGGGAAGAUCACGGCUUGCAUUUCAAAACUCAGGAACGUGUCGGAGAGGCUGAACAGCCCACCUGAGAAAAAGUCGGUCGACGUUUUCUUUAAUAAGACUUUUAACACCCCCGCCGCCGACGAGGCUAAAAAAUGUGAUCAGCCACCUCUGGACGCCCAAGAAGACAAACGACAAAGUCAGUUAAAAACUCUGUUAGACCAGACGAAUGCUGUGCUCAAGUCGCCUACUCGAAAAGCCCAGCCCAUAACGACUUUAAAAUGUCGUAAACCCGCUAUAAACAAUAAACCCGGUCCAAACCUCAAACCUGAAGAACCCAGUUACAAAAGUCAAAGUCUACCUCGAGCUUUUUCAUCGGACCGCACUGGGACUGUUAAAAUGGGUAGCCAGACACUGACCGACCGGGCAGGGACGGUGAAGAUGGGCAGUCAACCGUUGACCACAUCUGAACGCACGGGGACAGUUAAGAUGGGCAGCCAACCUUUAUCUUCAAUGCGUCUUCCGCUUUUAAGAUACAACUCAGCGCCGGGGAGAAUCGCCACUGUGCCUUCCCAUCCAAUGAAAUCAAAAACCUCACCACUGCCCUCCCCUAAGGUAAGCAGGAUACCAAUCACAAAAAAGCUUAGUCCGCCAGACUACAUCAGCAAGCCAACCGUCCAGACGGCCAGCGUGGACACUUUACCUGAAGCCAAAAGCCCCAAGCCUCAAGUCCGGCGUCCACUGCCCAGCAUCACAGAAACCAGAACCCCGUCCUCCUGUUCAGACGCCUCCACCGUCUCCCACACAUCCGUCGGAUCCCUGGGAGCCACGCAUCGAUUAUCGUCCGGGUCUUCUCUGCCGGUCAACUCGGGCGUUGAGCCGGAACAAAGACUUUCCGUCGGACCGUCAGUGACGCCUCCUCCCAGGUCGCCUUCGGUGAGCACAGCGUUUUCCACGGCGUCCGAUUCUUGUCCGGAGAGCAUCUUGUCCAGCACCGGCUCAGCCGAAACUUUACACCUGAAUCCGGAAGAAAAAUCGACCAAAAAACAAGGUUUGGGCUUCAUGCAGAGAUUUUUAUCCAAAAAGAAGAAAAGCCAAGACGACAAGAAAAAAGAACCUUUAAACGUUGUCAAAUCAGGACCGACAACCGCAUCCGCUGUUGCUGCCUUAGCCAGUGCCACCCCACCUUUACCCGCCCCACCUCCAGAAUCCCACGCUCACAUCAACCCCCAGUUUCCUCCGCAUCAUUACCCCCCGCCCCCUGAACCCAAGUCUCCUCCCCCUCCUCGCAAACCCCGCCCUUUUGUUUACGUCCGUCAACGAAUUUUCGCCAUCCAGCAGGACAAUGUCGAGGACGUAGAAGAGAAAAAACUGAAAUCGGACGAGAAGAAACCAACCGCGCCGGAAGCUGCCACCCCCCAGUGUGAACCAAGCUUAGAUAAAAACAGUCAGAAAACAAAAAGCGGAACCAAGAAAGACGAAAAAAACAGCCGCGACAAAACCAAGAAGGCAGAAGGGAGUAAGUCAAAAUCUUCUGCGGCGAAAAAGAAGACGAAGAAGACGGAUGCAAAAGAAGAAGCAUGAAGCGAAUCUUAUUCUACCUCCUGUUGGAAGACUGUCCCUAAGACCUCAACUUUAAAUGUUUCGGUCAGAAUAACAAAAAAAUACUUGGUAGCACUAAUGACUACCUCCUUUUUACUUUUUUAUUUCGUUUCCAUGUUGUUGUUCUGAAGAAGUUGAGGUUUUGAAAUAGUUUUUGCUUUAAUGUUAACUUUGCAUAUUAGUGCUUCGGUUGAGCUUAUCUUAUUUUAGAUGGCUGUUUAAUCACGUGUUAAAUAUUAAUAUUAAUAUGCAAGAAAUUGCAAGACAAUUUGUAAAAUAAGCCUAUUUCGUUAUUUCGACAUAAUGGGUGAAAUGUACUGCGCGGUAGAUAGAGUACAUUCUAACUAUCGCCUUUCCGCAAAAACAGGUUAAGGGAUACAAAUUCCACGGAGGUAGAUUCGCUGACUGAUAUAGAUGUGUACACAUUUUGCCUGCAAUAUUUCAGCUUUUAAAUAACAAUGUUUUCGCGUAUUUUGUUUUAUUUUUUAAUUUGACAUAUCAUACUAUAUUAAAACUGUUUUAGGCUAUAUAUUAUGAUUGCAACCCUCCACGUAUUUAUUCACAUAAUAAUGUAUAUUUGAUGAUGUAAAACAAUUAAUCGCGGUACCAAUAGAAAUUAGAAAGCAUUGUUUUGUAUAUGAUAACUGGUGUAGAGCCAAAUAAAAAUUGUUAAACUA